Molecule: messenger RNA, 945 nt
Organism: Osmerus eperlanus (European smelt)
Lineage: Eukaryota; Metazoa; Chordata; Actinopteri; Osmeriformes; Osmeridae
Product: olfactory receptor 1D2-like
Exons: 1
Coding region: 1-945 (314 amino acids)
Biological process (GO): G protein-coupled receptor signaling pathway; detection of chemical stimulus involved in sensory perception of smell
Cellular component (GO): membrane
Molecular function (GO): G protein-coupled receptor activity; odorant binding; olfactory receptor activity
Source: RefSeq, a predicted model, not a curated record
AUGACCUAUAGCGACAAUGCAUCAACAGUGACAUGGUUUACUCUUUCUGGGUUUGAUGAGAUGAUGGGACAAAGAGCCACAUUCUUCUCUCUUACUUUACUGUGUUACUGUGUGAUUAUACUAGUAAAUGUUGCUCUCAUUUUGACGAUAGUCCUGGAUGAAAACCUCCAUGAGCCCAUGUACAUCUUCCUGUGUAACUUGUGCAUCAGUGGCCUGUUUGGCACAACAGGAUUUUACCCCAAGUUUCUUCUGGAUCUACUGUCUGAUAUGCAGGUUAUCUCUCAUGCAGGAUGUCUAACUCAGUCUUUCGUUAUAUACUGUUCAGCCUGUGCAGAUGUUGUUAUUCUAGCAGUGAUGGCUUACGACAGGUAUGUGGCCUGUAGACCACUGGAGUAUCACUCUGUUAUGACUAAACAGAGGGUCACUGUGUUAGUCUAUUAUCCAUGGCUCUCUAUAUUCUGUUUAUUCUCUGUUGCUAUAGUAAUAACUAGUAAACUGAGGUUGUGUGGAUCACAUAUAGAGAAGCUCUACUGUGCAAACUGGCUUAUUGUUAAACUAUCUUGCUCUUCAAUUACAGCAAACAAUAUUAUAGGGUAUAUUGGCAUUCUGUUCUAUGUGGUACAUAUACUAUUAAUUAUAUGUUCAUAUGCUUAUCUGAUCAGGUCAUGUUUAAAGUCUAUUGAGAAAAGGGGGAAAUUUAUGCAGACCUGCAUGCCACAUUUACUGUCCUUAAUUAAUGUAGCAGUUGCUCUGUUGUUUGAGCUCAUGUACAGUAGAUUUGGAUCAUCAGAUUUGUCACAAAGCUUUCAGAAUUUCAUGGCUGUUCAAUUUUUAAUAUUCCCUCCAAUUCUAAAUCCUCUUAUUUAUGGUCUGCAACUGACACAGAUUCGUAUUCGAAUGCUGAGUUUUUGUAUAAAAUCUGGAAAAAAUAACAUUCUAAAAUGA